This is a messenger RNA of Drosophila grimshawi, 1147 nucleotides long. Its product is annotated as odorant receptor 67a-like. Gene Ontology annotation, cellular component: plasma membrane. The record is from RefSeq and is a predicted model, not a curated record. The transcript is spliced from 4 exons. Gene Ontology annotation, biological process: detection of chemical stimulus involved in sensory perception of smell; sensory perception of smell. Bases 14 to 1063 code for a protein of 349 amino acids. NCBI's taxonomy places the organism in Eukaryota, Metazoa, Arthropoda, Insecta, Diptera, Drosophilidae. Gene Ontology annotation, molecular function: odorant binding; olfactory receptor activity.
UACAGGCUUUAAUAUGUGCAUGGAAUUCGUGCUUAUAGUGCAGUAUUAUAGGAAUGGACAGGACAUUGAGGUUAUAUGUAUGAUGGUGACCUAUUUAUGCUAUAUCUCUGUCGGCCAACUAAAGAUAAUCAACGCUUGGACACAGAAGUCCAAACUGAAUGGAUUGGUGAAUGAAAUGGAGGCAAUCUUUCCAGCUGGAAUCCGCGAGCAGCAGGACAAAUAUCAAGUUGACUACUAUUUCAAACGUGUCCGAUAUUUUAUGCGGUUAUUCAGUGACCUCCUUUUGAUGCUGUUUGUCGUGUAUAGCGUCUACAAUUUUGUUUAUUAUCAAGUACAGCGCUUUGUGCUCCACACUCCCAAUACCGAGAAGCCACUGCCGUAUUACUCAACAUGCCCGUGGGAUUGCCUCGACCACUGGAGCUACUAUCUGAUCUACACAUCGCAGAUAUGGUGUGGCAUCGUAACCGCAGCUGGGCACAUCGCGACUGACCUCUCCAUCUAUGGGUUUACCAUGCAGCUCGUCAUGCACUUUGAUUAUAUCUCAAAGACGCUGAUAGAGUAUCAGGUGCAAUCCGGUCGGGUGGAGAAUGGCCAUGCAAAGGAUAUACAACAGUUGAAGGGUUUGAUUAUUUAUCACCAUAACUUGUUUGGACUUUCGGAUGUUAUGAACUCUAUGUUUGAACUCCCGGUACUUUUAAAUUUUGCCACCUCCACUGUCUGGGUGUGCAUUGUGGCCUUUCAGAUGACCCUAGGAUUGAGUGCGGGUCAGACUUUAAAAUUGAUUGUAGCCAUGACGUCGGCCUUAACGGAGAUCUAUAUAAUUUGCUACUUCAGUGACUUGCUAAUUGUAUCGAGCGAAGGUGUGUGCUCAGCGGCUUACGAGAUUGAUUGGUCAUAUGCCGAUGUGCGAUUUAGUAAAAUGCUCAUCAUAAUUGCUCAACGCGCCCAGAAACCAGUUUGCAUAAAGGCCACUAAAUACUUAAAUAUCUCAAUGGAGACAAUGGCAAUGUUCUUGAAAAUAUCUUAUAGAUUAUUCUGCAUAAUACGCACCAUGUAUCAAUAGAGUAUUAAUACUUUUCGGUUGGAUUACAGCUUUUAAAGCAAUCUCAUAACAAAAAAACUUAAUCAAAUUCAAACUACAUUAAUG